AUGGUUAAGGAGACUAAGUUUUACGACUCUCUGGGUGUUUCCCCAGAUGCCUCUGUUGAUGAAAUCAAAAGGGCCUACAGGAGGCUUGCUUUGAAGUACCACCCUGAUAAGAAUAAGGAUCCCGGUUCACAGGAGAAGUUUAAGGAGGUUUCCGUUGCCUAUGAAUGCCUUUCAGACCCUGAAAAGCGCAGCCGGUACGACCAAUUUGGCGAAAAGGGGGUUGAAAUGGAAAGUGGUGGAAUUGACCCCACAGAUAUCUUUGCAAGUUUUUUUGGUGGAAGCCGUGCUCGUGGGGAACCAAAACCAAAAGAUAUUGUUCAUGAGCUGCCUGUGUCUCUUGAAGCUUUCUAUACAGGAAAGACGAUUAAGUUGGCAAUUACACGUGAUCGCUUGUGCCCGGCAUGUAACGGCUCCGGUUCCAAGGUUCCGAACGCCAGCGUCACUUGCAAGGAGUGUGACGGUCGAGGUGUUAAACUUAUCACGCGUUCUAUUGGUCCCGGGUUCAUUCAACAGAUGCAAGUGGCAUGCCCCAAAUGCCGCGGAAAGGGUACUGAUAUGAGGGAGGAAGACAAGUGCGACAGUUGCAGGGGCCAGCAGAUCAAGAAGGAUAAAAAGAUCUUUGAAAUUUUCGUGGAAAAAGGUAUGCAUCGUGGAGACAAUGCGACAUUUCGGGGCGAAGGUGACCAAAUCCCAGGAGUCCGACUCUCAGGUGAUAUCAUUAUCAUCUUUGAACAAAAACCACAUCCUGUUUUUACGCGUAAAGGGGAUCAUCUUGUCAUGGAACGCACCAUCUCUUUGGCGGAGGCGCUCACGGGGUUCACAUUGAACAUAAAGCAUCUGGACGACCGUGAUGUUUCAAUUACAUCUACUGGCGUUGUUGAUCCCUCCAAACUGUGGUGUGUGAGCAGGGAGGGUAUGCCUAUUCCCAACACUGGUGGCGUCGAACGCGGAGACCUUGUUGUUAAGUUUCACGUCGUUUACCCAAGUGCCCAGAGUCUGCAGUCUAAUGAAAUUUCCGAUCUGCGUAAGAUUCUUCACUAUCCUCCACAGCAGUCUCCGCCUCCUUCUGCUAUGCUGUGCCAUUUGUCAGAAACUAACAUUGAUCUCGAGAAGGAAGCUAAGCGUCGUCGACAGACAGGUGGCGAUGAUGACGACGACGCACCACAAGGGCACACUGGCGCGACUUGUACGCAACAGUAG
This is a messenger RNA of Trypanosoma cruzi, 1200 nucleotides long. RefSeq names its product heat shock protein DnaJ, putative. Gene Ontology annotation, molecular function: ATP binding; Hsp70 protein binding. The transcript has a single exon. Lineage: Eukaryota; Euglenozoa; Kinetoplastea; Trypanosomatida; Trypanosomatidae. The record is from RefSeq and is a predicted model, not a curated record. Gene Ontology annotation, biological process: response to heat; protein refolding. Gene Ontology annotation, cellular component: cytoplasm; cytosol. The coding region runs from base 1 to 1200 and encodes 399 amino acids.